Molecule: messenger RNA, 2756 nt
Organism: Frieseomelitta varia
Lineage: Eukaryota; Metazoa; Arthropoda; Insecta; Hymenoptera; Apidae
Gene: Exo84
Product: exocyst complex component 8
Exons: 8
Coding region: 277-2406 (709 amino acids)
Biological process (GO): intracellular protein localization; Golgi to plasma membrane transport; exocytosis
Cellular component (GO): exocyst
Source: RefSeq, a predicted model, not a curated record
UAUAUCAUCUUUGAUCAAUGGUAAUGCGAUCUUGUAAUCUGCGAGAAACGUCAAAAACGUUAGACUAUGUAGGUUCGUGCAGUAGGAGAUAGGUUGGAUAGACACAAUCAAACGUGUUUGAAUGUUUACAAGCGUAUUGGAAACACUCGCGUGGAUGAUGCGAACAAACGGAAUAAGAAAUUUUAGGACGUGAUAGAAAUUUUAAUCGUCAUCCUUCCAACUAAAAGUAAAUGAAAGAUAUUUGUUUAGAACAGUCGUAGCAAAUAUUUUUUUACUAUGGCUAACAGUCUAGCAAAAGUCUUUGCCACCGAAGAUUUCAAUCCCGAAAAGUUCGUGAAAGAACUUGGCGCACAAUGUGUUGGUGCAGACGAAUUGAGACAACAGAGAGCAAAAAUUCAAGAGUUGGCGAAUAAUACCUCUGCGCAAUUAAAGCGUAACGUUUAUCAGAAUUAUAUGCAGUUUAUAGAAACUGCUAAGGAAAUUUCACACUUGGAAAGUGAAAUGUAUCAAUUAUCUCAACUGCUCAGCGAGCAACGUUCAUUAUUGAGUACCUUAGGAUCUACCAGGACUACCGGCGUUACUUUUGGAGAUUUGUCUGAAUCCCAGUUAGAAGAUGUCAACGAUUCCACUGCCAAAGAGGAGGAACAAAAACAAAAGUUGGUGCAACUACUAGAAAACGUAGAAGGUGCUAUGAGCUUGGCAGAAACUUCCGGCCGUAUAUGUUUACACGAAGGUUCAUUGCUGGAAUUAGAUCCUUUGGAAGGGACGCCGUUGAAAAGAGUUCAUGCGUAUUUAUUUAACGAUAUUUUAAUGAUUGCUUCUUGGUUAGCAAACGGUAAUAGGAGAGGACCACCAAGAUACAAGAUGCAAGCUGUGUAUAACCUCGAAAGUUUGGCCAUUGUUAACGUCAGAGAUCUAGGAACGGUAAAAUUAGCGUUCAAACUUUUGGCGUUCUCCGAUACAAGAGUAUUUCAGUGUGCAACUGCAACGAGUAAAAAAGAAUGGUUAGACAAAUGCGAACAAGCAAAGAGAAUGAAGUUGAUCGAAGAUAAUCCAAACGAAGCGGCAGAUAAUGGUAAACGGUCGAAGGAGGAGAAAGCAAUACCUUCUAGGUCGAUGUCGCUCGAUUCUAAUACCCUUGGUGUAGACGAUGAAGAUACGGAAUAUCACGAACCACCACCAGAAUGGAUGCUAGAAGUGGCGGAGGAUUUAGAUUCUUGUAUAGCGCAGCGUCACUUUGAGGAAGCCUAUGGUCUUUUGGAAAAAGCAAAAGCCUAUUUAAAAGAUGCGCAAUUGACACCGCUUCUGCUUGAAAUCCAAUCAAAAGUAAAUGACAGAGGGAGAUCGUUAGUCGACGUUUUAACAAAGGAACUUGAAUCAAGCGCAGAAGCGAAAUCGUUGCAAGGUGGAGGUUUGAGAAGCGCGCGACGCGUGGUAAAAUUAUUAAUACAAUUAAAUAGAAGCGCUCAAGCCUGUCAGCUGUAUUUGCGACUAUGCGGUGCUGUAUUAAAGGCACGUUUGAAACGAGUGAAGAGAGAAGGAGCUAUCGCACCGUACGUGAAGCAACUUGGCGCAAUUGCCUUUAGCAAUAUCGUCGAGAUCACGAAAGAAUUUUUAAAAAUUUUUUCACAAUCGACGAAUUGUACAUCCGGUCUGGUUGUUUGGUGUAGCCAAGAAAUAAAACACUUAACAACACAUUUAACUAAACAGCUUUUUAUUCCACAAGUAUCUUUAAACACGCUAGUAGAAUGUAUAGUUUGUUUUCGGAGUCAUUGCGAUCAGUUAACGCAGUUAGGAAUGGAUUUCCGUUAUCAAUUGGACGGUCAACUCAGAUCCCCGUUAGCAAAAGCUAUACAAGAUACGGGCGAGAAAUACGUUGAGAUCGUAAAAAAGCACAUAGCCGAAGACACGUGGCGGCCAACUAAUUUAGAGACUUCCAAAAACGUUCAAAAACUACUGUCAGAAUUCGAGGUCUUGGGAAUAACUGUUCCAUCGUUUUAUUUAACAAACGAUUGUUGGAUAGCGUUAACUGAUAACAUUUUAACUUUUUCGAGACUUUACGUAAGUCUGUUGGAAGAUUGUCUCAGCGUCGCUACACCAGAGUUAAUGGCUAUAAUAGACACGGUUUUAGUAUCGGUGAUGCGAACUCAAGUACAAUACAUAAUUGCGUCGCUUACGAAUCCGAAAUUAAAACUCGAGAAACAAUUGGUGUACGACAAUGCUUCGUAUAUUCGAGAUGUUGUAAUCAUGCGAGGACUAGAGUUAUACAAGUCAACAACAAAUCAAAUCUUUAAGAAAUUGUUGGUUCUAAAGGAACAAAUCGUACUCGAUUCAUCGUCUCCGACCAAACCAAAAUCUGCUUCUAAAACCGCGAUACCAAAAUAUUCUGCCACGGAAUAUAUUUAAUAAUAAAGUAAAAUUGCAAGUGUACACAUAGAGAUAUAGAAAACAAUUUACAAAGAAAAUAAUAGAACGUUUCACACUGUACGUGUCUGUAUUAUAUUGUACAUAUAAGUCAAUUUGAAUUUCUUUUAACAAUUACAUAUAUUGGGUUCUAAUAUUUUUCCCCGUUUCCAUCGCAGGUAUAUAAAAUAAUAAUACUCGUUAUACAGAGAAAAAGUAAGAGUACGUGUGUUACAAUCAGGAAAGUGCGAAUAGUUUUGCAUCGAAACAUAUGAUUUCCUGUUACAAUUAAUAUGAAAUAUUUACAGAUCAAAAAUUAAACGAACAUUAAAUAUAUUAUACAGUUCUACUUG